Messenger RNA from Pyrus x bretschneideri (Chinese white pear), 2529 nucleotides. Its product is annotated as TORTIFOLIA1-like protein 4. NCBI's taxonomy places the organism in Eukaryota, Viridiplantae, Streptophyta, Magnoliopsida, Rosales, Rosaceae. Gene Ontology annotation, cellular component: microtubule. Gene Ontology annotation, molecular function: microtubule binding. The record is from RefSeq and is a predicted model, not a curated record.
CUCCCCCAAUCCCAAUGCCCACAAACUGACCUCCUCCCUCAAUUACUCAACCCCCUCCCAGUUCACCGCGGCAUUCCAUCAAACACCUCGCCAGCAAUCACCAAUGGCGUCUCUCUCCCGGCGAGCCUCCUUCGGCAGCUCGCCCCAACCAACCGCCGGAUCUUCCACUCCGGAUCUGAAGCACCGCGUCAUCACCUGCCUCAACAAGCUCGCCGACCGCGACACUCUCGCCAUGGCCUCCGCCGAGCUCGACUCCAUUGCCCGAACCCUCGCCCCCGGCUUCUUCGCUACCUUCCUCAUCUGCAUUCACAACACCGACUCUUCCACCAAGCCGCCCGUCCGCAAGCAAUGCGUUUCUCUCCUCACCCUGCUGUCGAACUCCCACGGCGACGCCCUCGCUCCGUUUUUGUCCAAAAUGAUCUCCACCGUCGUCCGCCGUCUCCGCGACCCCGACUCCGUCGUCCGGUCCGCUUGCGUGGAGGCAGUUUCCGCCAUGUCGUCCAAGAUCACGACGCCGGCGUUUUCGUCGUCAUUCUUAAAGCCAUUGAUGGACACUCUGGCGACGGAGCAAGACUUGAAUUCUCAGAUCGGCUCGGCGCUGUGUCUGGCCGCCGCGAUCGAUUCUGCGCCUGACCCGGACCCGGUUCAGCUGAAGCGGAGCCUGCAGCGGCUCUCGAAGCUGGCGAAGAGCGAGAGCUUCAAGGCCAAGGCGGCGCUACUGGUGCUUGUUGGGAGCAUUAUCGGGGCUGGUGGCGCGUCGAGCCAAAGCGCGUUGGACUGGCUUGUGCCGUGCGUGAUUGAGUUUUUGAGCAGCGAGGACUGGACAACGAGGAAGGCCGCGGCCGAGGCGCUUGGGAAGGUGGCUACGGUGGAGACAGAUUUGGCACCGAUUUAUAAAGCUUUGUGCUUGAAUGCCUUGGAAAGUCGGAGAUUUGAUAAGGUGAAGUUAGUCCGGGAAACUAUGAACGAGACAUUGGAGGUGUGGAAGGUUCUUCUUGCCAGCGAUUCCGAAGAGAUUCCUGCUCCAAUUCAAUCCAGAUCUUCAACUGAUAAUGGGAUUGGUCGAUGCUCUCCUCCCUCAUCGAAAAGUUCCGAUGAUGCCGGUUGUUGUAGGAUUCCUCAACCAAAGAAAACAGUCCCCACAAACAGGUCCCCUCCCUCAGAUGCUUCUUUGGUGACCACAGCUAAAAAGGGAAGUCCUUUAACUAGAAACGAUAGAAAACCAGACACUGCCGUGUUCUCGAAGCAGGAGCACAAGAAACCCACUGAUUGGAAAAUUGAACUUGCUACGCCAAACUCUCUCUCUUCAAAGGUGACCCAUAAGGAUGAUAUUGUUAGGAGUGACCCUAGAGAUCUGGAAUCAGGAAAGAAUGACCACAUUGGAAUGGUGCUAGAAACUAACAGCUUACUCUUUACUAAGAAUCCUGUUGAAAAAGCAUACAGAUUUGGUGGUUUAAAAUCUGGGUCACGUGUUGUUCCAGUUAAUGAUCAUGAAAACUAUGACUCAGAUGUUGAAGUCAGCAAUGAUGCAGAAGAAGUUUAUGAGAACCAAAAGGAUGCUGAGGAUCUCAGUUUGAUCCGCGAACAACUUAUUCAGAUUGAAAACCAGCAGUCCAGUUUAUUAAACCUACUGCAGAGAUUUAUUGGGAGCUCUCAGAGUGGGUUGAAUGCUCUGGAGUCACGUGUGCACGGCCUUGAGAUGGCUCUAGAUGAAAUAUCAUACGAUUUGGCAAUAUCAAGUGGAAGGAUCCCAAACUCGGAAUCUGCAGAAAACACCUGCUGCAAGCUGCCGGGUGCAGAAUUCUUGAGUUCCAAGUUCUGGCGUAGAACAGAUGGGAGGUAUUCUACUUCAAGUCUCACUUCUGGAACCAUUCCCUCACUUAAUGCUAUGCCUAACAUAGCUAUUAAAAAUACAAGUGCUGAAUCAUGUACUUUUGACCGCGAAAGGUUUCAGCACCAAAGUAGAGGUGCAUCUACCGGUCACUCGGUGGCAAAAAUGCAAGAUGCUGAGAGGGUUCAGGCUUGCAAUGCUAGUCGGUAUGAUGGGGUUUCGCCAGCUACUUUUACAUCAUCAAGGAACCUGAACAAAAGACCAUCUGCUUAUUAGAUAGAACGGAAAUGGAAAUUGUUGGAUGGAUCGAUUUUGGCCGAGAUACAGGCACCAUACUGUGCGUCAUCGAAGUACCGGAACACAUUCAAUUGAAUGCCGAGGCCGAUCAAGUCAGAUACGUAGGUGCGCAUACUUUAUUAGAUUUAUAAAUCAAUGUAGCAUUUGAUGCACAGGGAGCAUAGGGCUCUCGUUCUACAUGAUAGUACGUUACCCUCCCUCCAAAAGGCAGCUUUCAGAUUUAAAUGCAAUACCCAGAGUAGCCUUUUGUAGCAUGUGUUCUUAUUUAUUACUAGCCUGCACCAUUGCCGGUAAGGGAAGGAAGCUAAUCUGUACAGAACUACAGAUCCAAGUUUGCUCAUCUUUUCUUGGAUUGCUGUUACUUGCUGUAAAUGCUCAAUAAGUUUUAUUGUCGCUAUAAA